AUGGCGUUUGCAGCAGCAGCAGCGUCGAAAGCAGCUGCAGCAGCAGCAGAGGUGCCUGCUGCGCAAAGCAGCAGCAGCAGCACUGGCAGCAGCAGCAGCAGCAGCAGCAGCAGCAGGCCAUGGCAUUCUCCAGUUCAUAUGCGGAACGUGCAGCUGUGGAAGACAGCUGCCGAGAUCCUGGCCAGGCGAGGCAACAUCGACUGCAGCAGCAGCAGCAGCAGCAGCAGCAGCAGCAGCGACAGCAGCAGACGCAGCAGCACCAGCAGCGUAGCAGCACCUGCUGCAUUUAGUGCUUCCCAAUUUGAGGGGGGCAAUUUGGCUUAUUCUGCUGCAGGCGCGCCGCCUGAAAGAGCUGCGGCAGCAGACGCAGCAGCAGCAGCAGCAGCAGCGCUAGCGGCAGCAGCAGCAGCGCCCGCAGCAGCAGCAGCAGUGCCCGCAGCAGCAGCAGCAGCAGCGCCCGCAGCAGCAGCAGCAGUGCCCGCAGCAGCAGCAGCAGCGGCUGCUUCUCUUGCUGGUGUCCCAGCAUCCCCCACUUUUGAAGCGCCUGUACGGCGAAGGCGCCGCGGGUGGAGCAGCAGCAGCAGCAGCAGCAGCAGCAGCAGCAGCUGCAGCAGCAGCAGCAGCAGCAGCAGCAGGACGCCCGCGUCAUCUUGCGUGCGCAGCGCGUCGUCGUGCUGGACUAUGGACGCCGCUGCGCCUGCCCAGGACGGAUGCGCAGCAGCAGCAGCAGCAGCAGCAGCAGCAGCAGCAGCAGAGGGUUUGGGCGGUUCGCGCUGCUGCGGGGCGGGGGCUCGCGGGCCGGAGCAGCAGCUGCUGCUGCAGCAGCAGCAGCAGCACGGGCUGGAGCCGGAGGCGGAGGCUGGCGGGGAUCGAUCGAUCCCAGUGAAGCAGCAGCACCGGGAAGACCUGCAGCAGUUUGUGGGGGACUUUGUGCAGCAGCAGCUGGGGCGGAGUUUGCUGCCGUUUCAGGCCUCCGAAGUGCUGCUGCAGUACAGCAGCAGCAAACCCGAAGGAGAAGCAAUUCCUUUCCAAGUGCAGCAGCAGCUGCUGCCGCCGCUUUUUGUUUAUUACAGAAUCCAGGACUUCUUCGCAAACUACAGACAAUACGUCAAAGACGGGCCCCCACAAGUCAGCUCCAGCUACAAGUGCGACGUCAUUCGCUCGCUGGAGGAGGCGGUGGCGCUGCGCACGAUUUCAGGUGUACAGACACUGCCGGCGCUGGAGCGCCCGCGGGGAUCGGCCGAUCCCGACCCCACACAUGCCGAUCCCACCGAUCCCACCGAUCCCGAUCCCAGCGAUCCCAGCGAUCCCAACGAUCCCAACUUCUUUCCUUGUGGGGCGCAGUCCGUGUCUUUGUUUAAUGACGAAAUUUCGAUUAAGAGAAAAGGGGCUGACGGCGCCAUCAAAGACGUGCCUCUGGACUUCGAGAAUGUGGCCUACGAGUGGGACUUCCUCCAGUUCAUGGUGUCCAAUAGGACCUGGGAAAGCGAGGGUUUGGAACCCUGGAUCUUGCCUUCAAACCCUAAAUUUAGGGUUUGGCUGCACCCCCCUUUUACCCCCAGUUUUCAAAAGCUUUACGCAGUGCUGUCGGAGCCUCUGCUUCCCGGCGAGCAGUACUACGCGGUGCUGACCAGCAACAAAUGGCCGGCGGAGGCGUGGGGAGCGAAAAAGGCUUUUGUCAUCACCGGGCUGACCCCCAUGGGCGGAGCGAAUUUCCCUCUGGCGAUUUUCACACUCACCACAGGUGCUCUCUGUAUUCUCCUCGUCCUGCUGCUUUGGAUUAUGAAGAAGCUGAAGCUCAAAUUCGUUAGCAGCACAGCACGAGGCGUGGACUUGAAGGCAGACAACUCGCAAACAGAAGGCCGUCAGAAGGCUGUGUCUCCCCGCUCUGGGGACGGCGGUGGAUCGCGGCGGGUGGUAGUUGCUGCUCCAGGCUCUCCCGUGGCUGCUGCUGCUGCAGCGUCUGCUGCUGCUGCUGCUGCUGCUGCUGCUGCUGAGGAUGAAUUUGGACAAGAAACAGAAGAAGAGGCCCUUUCCCGUUUGCUGCCGCUGCUGUCGGGGGCCCCCAGCUGCCUCUGUCCUGUGCACUGCAGCGCAGCAGACGACGGGUCUUGGGACACGCUGCGAGCGCGCGCUGCUGCUGCUGCUGCUGCAGCACCCGCAGCAGCAGCAGCAGCAGCAGCAGCAGCAGCAGACGUGGAGAGGCAGCUCUCAGGGGCCACUCCCGAAGACACUGAGGGAGAAGAAGAAGACUUCAGCGAGGCAACAGAUGAGGAUUACGGAGAGCGCCGCAGGUCUUACCUCAACUCUUGCCAGCAGCAGGCUUUAGAAGCAGCAGCAGCGCAGCAGCAGCAGCAGCUGCAGCAGCAGCAGCAGCAGCGGGAAUCAGUAGCGCACCUCGACGUGCAGUUCAGCCACAACCUCUGA
This is a messenger RNA of Eimeria necatrix, 2427 nucleotides long. RefSeq lists its product as hypothetical. Lineage: Eukaryota; Apicomplexa; Conoidasida; Eucoccidiorida; Eimeriidae. The record is from RefSeq and is a predicted model, not a curated record. Bases 1 to 2427 code for a protein of 808 amino acids. The transcript is spliced from 8 exons. Gene Ontology annotation, cellular component: plasma membrane; endoplasmic reticulum; Golgi apparatus.